Messenger RNA from Rhea pennata, 3131 nucleotides. It is a transcript of the gene FAM149A, whose product is annotated as family with sequence similarity 149 member A. The record is from RefSeq and is a predicted model, not a curated record. The transcript has 14 exons. Lineage: Eukaryota; Metazoa; Chordata; Aves; Rheiformes; Rheidae. The coding region runs from base 28 to 1848 and encodes 606 amino acids.
CCGGCGGCUCCGCUCCGUCCCUCGGUGAUGCGCGUUGCCGGCGGGGAGCCGGGUGGCCCCCGCGGGCUCCUCGUUGUGGGGAAGGGGCUGUCCAAAGGUCCUACAAAUAAAUAUCUUUCAGAGAAAAGCAGAGAGUCUUUUCCAACACUUCUUGAGAAAAAUGUGCGGGAAGCCAUUGACAAUUAUACUCGUGAAACAGUUUCAUCGCUUUCUGGUGGUCAUACAACACCUGCAGACUUGAAAAACUCUUGGUCUGCAGUAAACAGCUAUUCUACUGGUUUAUCUACCGAAAGAAGUUCGCUUUACUCUUGGAGGGAUGAUGAAUUUGAUAAGGCCAACACAGAGAGAGUGCAUCAGUUAUUUUGGGACAUUGAUGAAAUGCUAUUUGAAGGAAAAGUGACCUCUCAAACUCAGAGCCUGCAAGCAGAAUGUGCAGACUGGGUUGAACGGUCUCUUCACCUAAGGGUUCUAGGAAAGCAGCUCCUAUUACCAAAGGAUGAAGGCUUUCAGCAUUUUCAGAGCAGAAGUGACAGCUCUGUGGACACUAAGGUUUUACCUGGCCUCCAUGAAUAUACUACUGAUAUAAAAGAGCUCUGCAUUUCAGGCUCUAAAUUGGUUCCAGCAGCAUGUCCGGUUCAUAAAUCAGUAGAUUCCAGUUCCACUAGGAUUUUUGCCUGUGACUCUUCCAUGUAUUCAUUCCUGGAAGAAGAAAUCUAUGAUGUGGAUGGAAAAAUAGAAGAGUAUCUUGCAUUUGACAACAAGGAGCUUGAUGAUGAGAGUUUGGAAAAAACAAAAAUUCAUCUUACUGAGAAGAAUAGUAAACGUGGCCUUCCCCCUGUGUCUCCGAAUGCCUGUAUCAAAGAUGCUGUGGCUUCUGAAGUAUUUGAUCAUAUCUGGAGCAAUAUAAUUGAAAUAUUGGAGGAGCUGAUUAAAAAAAAUUGGGAAACAAAUAUCACAGAGAGUGACAAACAGGUGGAAAGACUGAAAGCUGUUACAGCUAAACUCUCACAUUUGCCGGUCGCUCGCGUUACAGCAGAUGCUGGGGGUGUGCCUCUUUCCAAAAGCUCUGAAGCACGAAGUAUACCUUAUGGUCCCCAUUUUGUUCCAUCACAGGUUCACCGUUUCUCCAGCAACUUUUGUAGUGAUUUGAAUGGUGUUAUGACAAUUCAAGCAAAACCACUGCAACAGAGGCACGUGGCCACAGUAGAGAAAAUAAGGAAUGAGCAAGAAGACAAGCUACAUAGGAUUGGCUCCAAUGUGACAAACUCAGUGCGCACUAAACUGGGGAGAAUUUCUGAUAAAAGUGUUCUCUCACCAUCUCGGGUACUGCUGGCAUCUUCUAGGAAGCUACCAAGCCAUCGUAGGUUACCUUCUCUCACUUCUGACCAACCCUCCUCAAAAGCUCCUAAUAUGUACAAUGGUGAAAUCCUUAGGGGGACUAAAUUAGUUGCCAGCUUGGAUCGUUUAUCUUCUGCUCGUGCAUGUUCAACUCGGAACAAGUUGCCACCAAUAAACUCAGAGGCCGUUGAACAGUAUUUUUCAGUACCUCAAUUGCAACAGAGCUCUAAUCAAGGACGUUAUGCUUAUAGCAGAGUUUCAAGCACAGUGCCUGGCAAUACAGAGCAACAGCCACUCAGAGAACAAUCUGUUACUAUAGAUCAAUUUUCAAGACCCAACACAACGCAUACGUUCAGGGCAGACACACCUCGGAAAAGAUCACUGACUCCCAUGGAUUUUACUAAUCACACGUGGAUGGGUCAAGGAUUUUUAACAGGCUCACAACAUUACUACAAAUCCUUUCAGAGAAAUCCUCCAACAUCGAGGAAGAGAUUUCAGGUUGCUUCUUAACUCAGCUUAGAAAGAAACAGAAAACCCCUGCACUGAUGGAGUACUGAAGUACUUAAUUUACUAGCUAGCAUCUUGGAUAGCAGAGAACAUGUGCAGCAUCUUAGUUUCUGUGAGCCUUGUGAUCCUCAGAAUGCCGGUAUUGCUGUUCUUGAAAGUUGUCUGAGCAGAGGUUAGAUAAAAAUUAGAGCAAAAUGAAAUACAUGGUUCAAAUCCCCCAGCCUUCAUGUCUUGGCGUUCUUUGUAAAAUCAAGAUGCUCCUCCUCUACUUUUUUCUUAGGAAUUCCUCCUUUUUCUGUCUUUUCUCUGGGAAAUGUUAUUCCACCAAAAGAAGCAAGUAAGUUAUGUUUAGAUUGUGACGUCCCAUUCCCACUCUUUCAUACUUCCCCAGUGCUAAUGAUGUUCUGGCUCUAUCCAAACAUCAAUCACUUAUGCUUUUCUUUGAACAGGAGUUUGCUGCAUCUCCCCUUCAGCUCCUAUUUUAACAUUUCUCCAUUUUUAGUCUCUCUGAUUAUUGCAGUUUUUGUGCUGUAAAUAUUGUCAGUCUUUACCUUUUCUUCUUUUAAUUCUUUAAAAAUGAAAGUUUUUACUGCUUCUAAUUAAACUGUUCUGUUUGUCAGUUACUGUGAAACUGCUGGGAUAAACUUUGUUUCAGGAAGCAACGAUUUUGCUGUCUACAGAUUUGUUUGUAGAUCCCAGAUAGCUGAACUUGCAUGCUGAUGUGUCAUUAAGAUGGUUCCCCCUUCUUGAGAUUACUUAUGAAAUGUUGCUUGUUACUGUACAAAUCAUUCAUGUUUCUUUUGUACCUAAUCCUUCAAACAUUUAAUAUGAAAAAAAAUUACUUUAAUUGGUGACAGUAUUUAAUACUUUCAUGUGUGUAGAUGCAACUGAGGGGAGUUCAAGGAGGAGGUUGGGAUUGUGUUGUGCCCAGGGGUCACAGCCAAGAUCAUGUCCCAGUGUGUUAAUACUGUGUGCACACAGUCAGUCAUUCUUCCUUCCAUCAAAGAGGGUACAGCUUGCAUAGGUGUGGUAGAACUGUGGAAGAGGUAAAAGAGGAGUAGAAAAACUGAAUUAUUUCCUCAGAUUUUGCAGUUAAGAACAGAAACAGUUUCUUCCAGUUGGGAACUAAUGCCAGUUCUCCUCACUUCUCUUAUAGAUGUUCAAGGAGUGAUAAUCUAAGAUAAAGUAUUUGUAUUUUGUAUCUAUACUGUUAUCAGAUUUCUGGUUUAUGUCAAUAGCUGUAAAACAUUGCAUUCUUUCUAGUAAAUGGAAGCUUUUUAAAAUUA